AUGACGAAAGAUGAGAAGAAACUCGAAAAGAACGAGGAAGAGAACAAGGAGAAGAAAGUUUCAAUUGCACAGUUGUUUCGCUACGCCACCUAUAAAGAAUUGGUUCUACUCUUUAUUGGAAUCGGAGUUUCGUUAGUGACAGGUGCUGGCCUGCCCUUGAUGUCUAUACUUCAAGGACGUGUGACACAAGCUUUUGUAAAUGAACAAAUGUACAGGACGAAUACUACUCCAGGGCCAAGUUUCCACUACAACGACACUGACUUCAAUCACGAUAUCAUGAAUGCCGUGUACGGCUACACGGGGAUGGCUCUUGGAAUGUUCUUAGCUGCUAAUAUUCAGGUUUCAUGUUUCUUGAUAGUUUGCGAGCAAAUGAGCAAUCGAAUUCGUCGGAAGUUCGUUCAAGCGAUUCUUCGACAGGACAUCCCAUGGUUUGAUAAAAACAACAGUGGCACGUUAGCUACUAAACUGUUCGACAAUCUCGAACGAGUGAAAGAAGGAACUGGCGACAAGAUCGGACUUAUGUUCCAGUACACCAGUCAAUUCCUAACUGGUUUCGUCAUUGCUUUCACACACAGCUGGAAGCUAACACUGGUAAUGCUGGCUGUUACACCACUCCAAGCGCUGUGUGGUUUCGGUAUCGCUAAAUCAAUGUCCACAUUCACUAUCGCGGAAACAAUAAAGUACGCAAAAGCUGGGAAAAUCGUGGAACAAGCGAUCUCUUCAAUUCGUACGGUAUGCGCAUUGAACGGAUUGCACUUUGAGAUUGGAAGGUAUAAGACGGCUCUUCUUGAAGCUCGUCGUGCUGGUAUUCUGAAGAAUCUUUUCGUCGGCAUAUCUUUUUGCCUCAUGGGCCUAGUGAACUUUUCAUCUUUUGCUUUGGCUUUUUACGUUGGAAUAACAUGGGCAGUGGAUGGUGAGCUCAAACUACAGGACCUCAUGACUACGUUCUUUUCGGUGAUGAUGGGCUCACUCGCCUUGGGACAGGCUGGGCCUCAAUUCGCAGUUCUGGGAGUUGCUCAAGGAGCCGCAGCCAGCAUUUACGAAGUGCUUGACCGGGAACCGGAAAUAGAUUCAUCAAGCAAGUCAGGCCGCCGCGAUCUUAAAAUCAAAGGCAACAUCGAAGUCAAGGACGUUGUGUUUAACUAUCCAUCCCGACCAGAUGUUCCAGUUCUGAAGAAACUGUCACUUAGUGUAAAGGCUGGUGAGACAAUUGCACUAGUCGGAUCGAGUGGUUGUGGAAAAAGUACGAUCGUCAGCUUACUUCUGCGAUACUAUGAUGUUAUAGGAGGAGAGAUAAUCAUAGACGGCGUUCCAAUUUCACAGAUAAAUAUCGAAUACCUCAGGAAUCAGAUUGCAGUUGUGUCACAAGAACCAAUUCUCUUCAACUGUUCCAUCGAGGAAAACAUACGGUACGGGAAAUUCGAUCUUACUCACCAGGAACUUGCAGCUGCUUGCAGAAUGGCAAAUGUGGAACAGUUCAUUAACACGCUUCCGCAAGGCUACCAAACAAUCGUCGGCGAUCGAGGUACGCAGUUGUCAGGAGGACAGAAGCAACGAGUCGCUAUAGCAAGAGCGCUGGUGCGAGAUCCUAAAAUUCUGCUUUUGGAUGAGGCUACCAGUGCACUUGAUGCUGAGAGUGAAUCAGUGGUACAGAGGGCUCUUGACAAGGCAUCGGUUGGUCGUACAACGAUUAUAAUUGCACAUCGACUGUCGACAAUAAAGAAUGCUCACAAGAUUAUUGCUAUGAAGGCAGGUGAGGUUGUGGAAUUCGGUACACACUAUGAGCUUUUAGCAAACAAAGGCCUCUACUACGAUCUCGUCAACGCACAAAGGUUUACCGAUGCUGUCGACGAUGUCGACGCGCAUGUUGAAGUUGAAGACCAUGUUGCUAAUAUGCGACGAGCAAGUCUUGUUUCAAGGGAACUAUCAGUUCAAGCAGUGAACGAUAUGCAGAUAAAAAUGAGAGCCGCCACAAUAAUGACGAUGGAUGGGCAGGAACAGGACGAAACAAAGGAGAAGAAAGAUGAUAUUACUCGGCUCAAAAAAGAAAUGAAAGAUGAAGGUGUGAAAAAGACGAAUCUGCUCCAAAUUUUUACCUACGCAAAGCCUCAUUGGAUGCCCCUCGUUGUCGGACUUACAGCAUGCACUAUUGGAGGAUUAGUUUAUCCUACCUAUUCUGUGAUAUUCAUGCAAGUGAUCUCGUCCUUCUCGAACACUUCGACACUGCUAUCCACCGGUCACUUCUGGGCUCUCAUGUUUCUGGUGUUGGCUUUUGUCCAGGGGACAACAAUGUUUUCACAGACAUUUUUCAUGGGACUUGGAGCGGAAAACCUCACCAUGGACUUGCGAUCGAAGCUAUUUUCAAAUAUACUGUCGCAGGACAUGGGGUAUUUUGAUUCGCCGUUGCAUGCAUGUGGUAAAAUUUGCACUCGCCUUGCUAGCGAUGUUCCAAACCUCAGAUCGGCUAUUGACUUCCGUCUGAGUACAGUAGUUUCCACACUGAUCGCUAUUGUUGCCGGAAUUGUCCUUGCAUUUAUAUAUGGAUGGCAAAUGGCUUUCUUAGUGGUAGGAAUCCUACCAUUGUUGGCCCAUGAGCAGACCCCUUCACCUAAGGAGAGUCCGGCUCCUCCCUACCGCACCUAUGGUUUUGGACAAUCGCUUCGAGUCCGAGUUUACAGUGGAAAGCAUCGAAAGAACGCAAAGGAUUUUGAAGACUCAGGAAAGGUUGCUAUGGAAGCUAUAGAACAUGUACGAACUGUGCAAGCCCUCACUAAAGAAGAGGCGUUCCAUGAGAAAUUUUGUCAUCACUUGGAUAAACCUCACAGGGAUGCAUUGAAAGAGUCCUUCAUUCAGGGAGUCGCCUAUGGUUUCGCCUCUGCUGUGGUCUAUGUUCUAAAUUGUUGCUCAUAUCGUCUUGGUCUUUAUUUAGUUCUACAUAGCAUCAUGCUUCCCAUGAAAGUACUUCGUGUAAUGUAUGCAAUCACUAUUUCAUCAACGACUCUUGGAUUUGCUUCUUCGUAUUUUCCCGAGUACAUGAAAGCAACAUUUGCCGGUGGUAUUAUUUUCAAUAUGUUGGAUCAGAAGCCAAAAAUUGAUAAUUUGUCAAAUGAAGGGAAGAGAGAGAAGCUCAGUGGAGCUGUGACAUUUAAGAAUGUACGAUUUUCUUAUCCAGAACGCCCUCAACUGGAAAUUUUGAAGGGGCUUUCCUUCACUGCGAGACCUGGAGAAACCUUGGCACUUGUCGGUCCUUCUGGAUGUGGUAAAAGUACUGUCGUGUCUCUUAUAGAGAGGUUUUACGAUAUCAAGUCUGGAGAAGUACUAUUGGAUUCCCAUGACAUUCGAACCUUGAAUCCUUGUCAUACUCGCUCCCAAAUCGCUAUAGUGUCACAAGAACCAAUUCUUUUCGACUGCUCAAUCGCAGACAACAUUGCGUAUGGACUGGAGCAAAGACCAUCACAGCCGGAAAUUGAAGAAGCAGCCAAAAAGGCUAAUAUUCACACCUUCAUCAGUCAGUUACCUGAUGGCUAUAACACCCCAGUAGGAGAUAAAGGUACACAGUUGUCAGGCGGACAAAAACAAAGAAUUGCUAUUGCCAGAGCGCUGGUACGAAGUCCAAAGAUUCUUCUUCUGGAUGAAGCGACGAGUGCAUUAGAUACCGAGAGUGAGAAGAUUGUACAAGAAGCCCUGGACCGAGCACGUGAAGGCCGCACAUGUAUCGUAAUAGCACAUCGGUUGAGCACAGUCGUUAAUGCUGACCAGAUUGCUGUCGUAAAAGGAGGAGUCAUCGUUGAGCAAGGAUCUCACAACGAGCUAAUGGCCAAACGAGGCUCGUACUUUGAACUGACACAGAAACAAUUGGUGAAGGCUUCGAGCGACUAA
Molecule: messenger RNA, 3879 nt
Organism: Necator americanus (New World hookworm)
Lineage: Eukaryota; Metazoa; Nematoda; Chromadorea; Rhabditida; Ancylostomatidae
Exons: 35
Coding region: 1-3879 (1292 amino acids)
Biological process (GO): transmembrane transport
Cellular component (GO): plasma membrane
Molecular function (GO): ABC-type transporter activity; ATP binding; ATP hydrolysis activity
Source: RefSeq, a predicted model, not a curated record